GAAGAAAUGGGAUGCCAUCCUGAACCAGUACACCCAGGGCUACCUGGAGAAAGAGUGUGUGGACUGACUCACCAAAUUCAUGGAGUACGGAAAAGAAACACUGAGAAAACACUCUCCUCCUAAAGUUUAUGCCUUUGCUAAGAAAUCUGUACGAGACUCGAGAAAGCUGACCCUGACCUGCCUGGCUACGGGAUUCUACCACAAAGACGUGGUGAUGAGCGUGAGGAAGUUCGGCACUUCAUUUCCUGAACAUCUGAUCACAUCUUCUGCAGUCAGACCCAAUGAUGAUGGAACCUACCAGCUGAGGAAGAGUGUGGAGAUACAGGAAGAUGAUUCAGCAGAUUUUCAUUGUUACGUGUCUCACAGCUCCCUCAAAGAACCAAUCAUUGUACAAUGGGACAAGACGAACAACAUAAAAUCGAAGAACGAUGCGGGUUCUGUUACUGCAGGGAUUAUAGCAGGUGUUCUGCUCAUCAUCUCCAUCAUCAUCAUCGGUGUCUGUUUCCUUAAGAAAAUUAUAAGUGGUGAGAAGGUCCUUUUUUCAUGCCCUACAAAAAAAAGCCUCCCAGGUAACGGAGAGAGUAAUAGGGCAACAUGAGUCUGAGAAUGUCAGGUGUGGUGCAGGAAGGAGACAUGGAGAGUAGAUGCAAAUGCGAGUAUUUAUUAACUAAACUUGGAACAAACUUGAAGCCAAAUACAUGACACUAACAAGUAAACACGAGAUCUAGACACGAGACUGACCUAGACAUACAUCGCACAAGAACCGACAAAGGAAACAGGAAACACAAGGCUAUGAAUACACACACAAGGUAGGAAAGGAAACAGGGGGCGGAGCUACAGAUGAAACAGUGAGAAACACAGGACUGGGAGGAACCAGAGACUGUAGAAAAGAUGGACGCUGUGUCGCCGUUCCCAUUCAUUCAAUGAAAAUGAAGCCAAAAUCUUCCUACACCUUGGCGAUCCUGGAACCUGAUUCUGCGCAGUAGAGACCAGAGGAGGGAGAAAGACUGUGGAGAGACAGCCUACUCAUUUAAAUAACCCCGCCCCUGAGGGCUGCCUCGAGGUCACAGGCUGCAGAGCGGAGCUGACGGUCUGUUAUUGGUCCCGCCCAUAACCAGCCCUUUUACAAUAACCACACCUUUUUGAAUAGAGCUGAAUAACGUUUUAAAAACCGGAUUCUGUGGGGAUAUAAAAAUUUAACAAUAUAAGCAGAGGUUACACUAGCUGCUGCAUUUAAAUAAUGGAGGUAGAAUUACAGUAUAUUAGAAAAAAACGUGAUUGAAAGUUGUUCUGUUUUGCAAUUAAAACCUAUGGGGAUGGGUGGGGUUACACAGCUUUCUGCAACCGAACAGCAGGGGGCGCCCAACCUGUGGUGGCUUCACUUUUGAGAGCCCUGUGGGACUCCUUUUGUUAUGGGCUGUAGGUCUGAUUUAUGGUUACCAAUAGACACACAUUGCUUCCUGUCAGAAAGGUAAUCCUGGGCCCACAGGAUUGCAUUAUUGCUAAAAACAAUAUUAUGUAAAGAACCUAGUAGUAGAUCAUGAUCAACAGUCUCAAAAGCUUUUGUGAGAUCAAUAAAAAUGGCAGCACAGUACUUCUUCUUGUCUAGGGCCAUGUAUAGAUCAUUUUAAACCAGUGUGGUUGCAGAGAUGGUACUAUGUAUUUCUCUAAAUCCAGAUUGAUAUUUAUACAGGAUAGAGUUUUCAUAAAGAAAAUACUUGAGCUGGUUAUUCACUAAGGAUUCUAAAAAUACUUGAUUUUAGCGAUCUAUAGUGCACUAGUUAAUUGCGCUUUGCACAACUGGAUUUAGGGGCGUGGUAUCCUGAGGGCACAAAAAAUAUGCAGCUCCGAUGUUAAAUAAACCAAUCAGUGUGCCAGAAUUAAUUCCCUUUAAGUCCCUUUAUGUAAAAACUGUGUUUGCAACACUGGAUAAUAAUCAACCGUUAUUUACAGGGGGGACCCUCCUUUUCAAUGCUGCUGAGCAUUUACAGUCAAAAGGGAUUAAAAUAUGUAUAUAAAAAAAGAACUAAUUUGAUCAAUAAAAAAAAAAAAAAAAAAAAAGAAUAUAAUAUAAACAGAGGCAGUCCCGCAAUGUCCAACUCUAUUUUAAGGACAUGUGUGCAAGGAUUUUUUUAUAUUGUACUUUGAAUUUUAUUGAGUACUGUUUUCAUUAUUAAAU
Astyanax mexicanus (Mexican tetra) is the source of this 2179-nucleotide messenger RNA. RefSeq names its product beta-2-microglobulin-like. Lineage: Eukaryota; Metazoa; Chordata; Actinopteri; Characiformes; Acestrorhamphidae. Bases 80 to 598 code for a protein of 172 amino acids. The record is from RefSeq and is a predicted model, not a curated record. The transcript is spliced from 5 exons. Gene Ontology annotation, cellular component: external side of plasma membrane. Gene Ontology annotation, biological process: immune response.